AUGGAGAUCGUCGAUGAGGGGGAGAGAGAGGCGCAGCUGGCCAUUCCGGCCAUGGCGGGGAUGGGGGCAGUGAGAAGCUACAACUUCCGGUCAGAGAAAGAAGUCUCCGUCCCAAAGCCAUGCUUCGAGAGGCCCGUGGAUCUUAGGAUGGACGUUGAGAGUGGAUCUUCUCCCGUGUUCAAGAGCAACCCUCUCCCGAUUUUUCUCAAGGUAUAUGUGUUUACGUGUACGCAUUCUCUUAUAGAGUUCCUUGAGUUUCUCCGUCCGGAUGGUGGUGAUGGGCAAAGAGGAUCUCUGGUUUUGGUGAUGCCAAGUUCGAGGACGUCGAGUACACGGUGGGGCUUCAUCCCAGGGACCCUGUGUGGGCGGCGGUGAGGACUGUUGCCUCCCAGAUGAGCGAUCGCAGGCAUAUCUUGAAGGGGAUAACGGGGAGCGUCGGCCCGGGUGAGGUGUUGGCUCUGAUGGGUCCGUCUGGCAGCGGCAAGACAACGUUGUUGAAGAUCGUCGCCGGAAGGCUGAGCGAUAACGUCAAAGGGAGCAUCACCUAUAAUGAUAUUCCAUAUAGCAGCGCCCUUAAGAGAAGGCAAGUGGCCUCUCUCUCUCUCUCUCUCUCUCUCUCUCUCUCGCUCGCUCGCUCGCGAUCUAUCUGUCUCCAUGUCUAUUUCUCUGUCCCUCCGUCUCCCCAUUCCCUCUUUAUCAUGACCUAUGCCUUAUGCCUUCGCCCGUUAAAACACCUGAUCUGAUACACAGGAUUGGAUUCGUGACACAAGAUGAUAUUCUCUUCCCUCAGCUGACCGUCCAAGAAACCCUCGUCUUUGCUGCAUUUCUGAGGCUGCCUACAAAUAUGAGCCGCCAACAAAAGCUCCAGAGGGCAGAGUUAAUCCUCAAGGAACUGGGUCUAGAGAGGUCAGCUCCAUGAAAUAUCGCCAAGGGUCAUAUCUACAGAAAGAAAAAACACUAGAGAACAUGCUUGAAGAAGCAUCGAACACAUUAUCUUUCAAUGAUAGAAGAUGUUUCUUUUAUGAAUUUCCUAAUGAUCGGAAUUUCAAUCUAUCUUAAAUUAAGUGCAUCAAGAAACCCGUGUUACAGAUGCCGUAAUACAAGGAUCGGAGGAGGAUUCGUUAAAGGCGUAUCUGGAGGAGAGAGGAAGAGAACCAGCAUUGGCUAUGAAAUUCUCGUCGAUCCUUCGUUGCUCUUACUUGAUGAGCCAACAUCAGGCGUUGACUCAGCCUCUGCGAACAGGCUCCUCCAGAUUCUUCGAAGACUCGCCAAGGUACCGAGAUCGUAAACCAUAGACAGAUGAACCAUAGAUAGUUAUGAGUGGUUCAUGAGUAUUUUUCUAAACCAUCAUUUUCCAGGCCGGAAGGACGAUCAUAACGACGAUUCACCAGCCUUCAAGCAGGAUAUUCCAUAUGUUUGAUAAACUCCUAUUAAUAUCCGAUGGUCAUCCGAUGUACUACGGUGAAGCUAGCAACAGCAUGCAGUACUUCUCGUCACUGGGUUUCGUCCCACAGCUGGCGAUGAACCCUGCGGAAUUUCUGCUUGAUUUGGCCACCGGGAAUGUGCACGAUAUGAAUAUCCCGGAGGCCUUGCAAAGUUCCUCCGAUUCGGAAGAAAUUGGACAUGAUAUAGUAAAGGUAACCUCAUUCAAUCAUACUUAAGAUGGGCAUACUAUAAAGCCUAGGGUAGGGGUAUAUGUAUAUAUACAGAUACAGGUAGAGGGGGGGGACACAGGGGUUUUAAGGAAUUUUACCAAAGGAACAGCGUCUGAAACAGUUUUUUCUUAAAUCAUCGGGUUUUCGCGAUUGAAACGGUGGGAGGGAGAGAGGGGGAGAGAGAGAGAGAGGAUUUCAUCAAUUCCAUCAAAUGGGUAUUGUUCCCUUUAAAAUAUUAGUUCUCUUUUAUUACUUUUUUCUUCGUUCAGCUGAGACUUAUAGUCUUUCUAGUUCUUGCAACGAAAGUAUAAGAGCGAGUUGGAACCCGGGGAGAAAGAAGAGAAUCACCGAAGAGCCAAAGCACCGAGGCAUCUUCAAUUGGCAAUCCAGCUCAAGAAGGAUUGGACAAUGACUUGUGCGGAGCAGUUUGUGAUACUUUCCAAGAGAACUUUUAGAGAGAGAUGCUCAGAUUACUUAGACAAGCUUAGACUGCUUCAAGCUAUUGGCGUUGCAGUUCUCUUAGGCCUCCUUUGGUGGAAAUCCAAGAUAGAAACUGAAGCCCAGCUUAGAGAUCAGGUGACAAACACUAAAUCUCUCUCUGACCCUUUUACUCUUAAUUUCGAAGCUUCUUGAGUUUACAAUGCCCAAUGUUCUACAUUCCGAAGUUUCCUCUGAUUCUUCAAUCGCUCGGAAAUUUGACUUCUUUCAAGUACCUAUAGUUGCGAAUACUUUCCGUAUCAUAUCAGAAUAUCAUUUCAACCAGAGGGAUGCUGGGAUGGAGCAUUGGACUUAUGAUCAGAUUCGCUGUUUCAAAUGUAUCGAUAAUUGAUCGGUAAGAAAUUUGGAUCGAUGGUGCCAAUCUCAAUCAGACCUCGGAUCGAUUAAGGAUUUUACCUCAUAAAUGCCCUAAACUCUCAUUGGAUACGAACACACAAAUAUGAUUUGUGGAAUUAGACCAGGUUGUAUGUUUCUCGAUUUAAUACUCUAAAAGUCGUUAUUUUUGUCUCGAUUUUGACAUCGGAUAUUAGAGAACUAUGGUGCUCGUCUUAAUAGAAGUCUAUGUCUGGCGGUAUUAGCCAAUGCAAUUAGUCUUCAUAAGACUAUCGUAAACUCCCAUCGAUCAAACUUUAUUGAAGGUAAACUUCUCCUUAGGCCGAUUAUUAUGUCUCUAAAACCGUCAUCAAAAUCAAUUUUCCUGAAGGUUCAAGAGAUCCAUACCUUAGAGGAAGUGUGGUCAGCUGCGGAAAUCUUUUAUAACAUGUCAUGACGAUCUAAAUGGGCGGAAAUGGGAGGGCUGUCUUGCUGACCCUUUGCUGUUUUGAGUGAAGAACAGAGAUAGCAGGACGUCUAGUAGAUCUAAUAUUUCGCCACUUUUAUUCCUCCGUACUUCUUUUGGAAAGAGCCUUUUGUCAGAUCACCAUUUCCUCAAUCUGGAAUAAGAUUUGUAAUUGAUAAAAUCCCUACUGAGUACGGAUACGGACUAAAUCCCACUAUUUAUUCUAUCUCUGGAUCUGAGGACCUCCCUCUUCUUGAUUCAGAUAGGUCUGAUGUUCUACAUCUGCAUAUUCUGGACGUCAGCAUCCCUCUUUGGGGCGGUGUACGUCUUCCCGUAUGAGAAGUCAUACCUUGUGAAGGAGAGGAAGGCGGACAUGUACAGGCUCAGUGUGUACUACGUGUGCAGUACCCUCUGCGACAUGGUGGCUCACGUUUUCUACCCCACUAUCUUCAUGGUCAUCAUCUACUUCAUGGCUGACUUCAAGAGGACCGUUCCUUGCUUCUUCUCGAUGUUAGCAUCGGUGCUCCUUAUUGUGAUCACAAGCCAGGUAAAAUCUGAAUUAGGUCUUUGCUCUAUUUAUUCUCAAUCCGUUCUUCCAUGUGAAGGUGAUUUAGGGUUUGAGAAUAGGUCACAAAAAGAGUGUCCGAGGUGUUUUUAUCCCCGAAUAUGGUUUACGGUUAGUAGCUUAUGAUUUUACAUCUGUAAACGACUUCAUUUCAGUAAAAUCCUCCGCAUUUGAUCUCCUUUUACCUGCCCGGGAUGGCGAUUAUGGUUUAAAAAGAGUGCUGAAAGUGACCUUAUAUCUGGACAUGUUUAGGGUUUAAGGUCCAAGGUUUACCUCUGUGUGGACUUUAUGUUGAGAAGAUCCUGUACCAUUAUCUCUGCUCAUCUUUUUAGGGUCUGGGCUUUGAGGUGGUGGCCGCAGGCUAAGUUUGCAAUCCUUGAGAUGUCUCAUGAAUCUGUUUGGCCAGUUCAAAAUUAGCAAAUUUAUACGAAAAGAUCACGAUGCCCUUUGACUUGAUCCCCAUGCCCAGGGAGCUGGGGAGCUCUUCGGUGCCGCCAUUCUCAGCAUAAAGAGAGCCGGGCUCAUGGCCUCCCUGGUCCUCAUGCUCUUCAUCCUCACCGGCGGCUACUACGUUCAGGUGAUCCCUUCAUCUCCUCCUCCCAACCAGUUAUUCCCAGAAUCCAAACGGGCCCUCCGAUGGCGUUUCUUCUGUUUUCCGUUCACGCAGCACAUCCCCAUCUUCAUGCGGUGGCUCAAGUACGUCUCCUUCAUGCACUUCGGCUUCCGGCUCAUGCUGAAGGCGCAGUACUCCGGCGACGAGCCGUACGAGUGCGGGGGUCCGGGGGGCUGCCGGCGAUUGCAGAGCUCGCCGUCGUUCGACACCGUGAACCUCGCCGGCGGCGUGGAGGAGGUGUGGAUUCUCCUGGCCAUGGCGCUGGCCUACCGCCUGCUGGCCUUCUUCUGCCUCCGCCGGAGGAUAAGCGCCGCGCCCUGUUGA
Messenger RNA from Spirodela intermedia, 4433 nucleotides. The record is from the annotation of a GenBank genome assembly. Lineage: Eukaryota; Viridiplantae; Streptophyta; Magnoliopsida; Alismatales; Araceae.